Messenger RNA from Urocitellus parryii (Arctic ground squirrel), 5346 nucleotides. The record is from RefSeq and is a predicted model, not a curated record. NCBI's taxonomy places the organism in Eukaryota, Metazoa, Chordata, Mammalia, Rodentia, Sciuridae.
GAGGUGCUGGAGCAAAAUCGGGAGCUUACCGGAGAAUUCUUUGGGAUUGUUGGGGGCAUCUCCCCUCCGUUGCUGUGCGUGGCGUGACUCUCCCUUGAUCCUCCCUGCUUCCCCGAACCUGAGUUCUCGUCUUCAACCUUUCGUGGUGCAGCGGCCACCGCUCAAACCUCGGCCGGGAGAUCCGAAAUGUGAGGAGGGGCYGCUGCUGUCUCCUGCCCCGGGCCGCAGGGUCGGCGCGAGGGAUGCCAGUGCGGACGGCGGGCUGAGGGGCUCUGCCUGACAAACUGAGUUGGCCUCGUGCCGCGGGCGUCUACUCGCCUGCCCCUCCCGCGGCUGCGGCUUCGAGGGGACUCCCAAGUCUGUGCACCUCWGUCAGGCUUUCGCCUCCACCACCCCUUUCUCUCUGAUUCCCGAAUUUUUUUUUUUUCUACUAAGGGAGCGUGCAGUCAGGGGGUGCGUGCGCGUGUGUGAAAAGACCUCUUUCGCCGAGCGGCGUGUGGGAAACUGCGGGAAAAUGUUGACUUAACCCCUGGAGCCGCCCGGCGCUGGCUGCUUGGCUGGAGGCGGCAGCGGCGGCCGAGCAGGAGGACCCGCCGAGCCGUGGGGCCGUGUCCGGCCGGCAAGCCGCGGCGCUGCCUCCCGCGCGGACUCCGCAGCCGGCGACCCGCUCGCGGAGGGCUUCGGCCUUCUCCAGCCACCCGGCUGCUGCCCUCUGCGCCUCUCCCUUCGCGCGGCCCCCGUGCCAGACGGCCCUCCCCGGGGGCACGCUCUCAGACCGAGAUAUGAGGAUCAAUGAUGCAGACUGCUGGGUUCGAUGAAGCUGGGCAUUUAUAACUAGAUUCAUUAAGGAAUACAAAGAAAUAUCUAAAGGGAUCAAUAAUGGUGUCUUCUGGUUGCAGAAUGCGAAGUCUGUGGUUUAUCAUUAUAAUCAGCUUCUUACCGAAUACAGAAGGUUUCAGCAGAGCAGCUUUACCAUUUGGGUUAGUCAGGCGAGAAUUGUCCUGUGAAGGUUAUUCCAUAGAUCUGCGCUGUCCGGGCAGUGAUGUCAUCAUGAUCGAGAGCGCUAACUACGGUAGGACAGAUGACAAGAUUUGUGAUGCGGACCCAUUUCAGAUGGAGAAUACAGACUGCUACCUCCCAGAUGCCUUCAAAAUCAUGACUCAAAGGUGCAACAAUCGAACACAAUGUAUAGUAGUUACUGGGUCAGAUGUAUUUCCUGAUCCAUGUCCUGGGACAUACAAAUAUCUUGAAGUCCAAUAUGAAUGUGUUCCUUACAAAGUGGAGCAAAAAGUUUUUGUGUGCCCUGGGACCUUGAAAGCAAUUGUGGACUCCCCAUGUAUAUAUGAAGCUGAACAAAAGGCAGGUGCUUGGUGCAAGGACCCUCUUCAGGCUGCAGAUAAAAUUUAUUUCAUGCCCUGGACUCCCUACCGCACUGAUACUUUAAUAGAGUAUGCUUCUUUAGAAGAUUUCCAAAACAGUCGCCAAACAACAACAUAUAAACUUCCAAAUCGAGUAGAUGGUACUGGAUUUGUGGUAUAUGAUGGUGCUGUCUUCUUUAACAAAGAAAGAACAAGGAAUAUUGUGAAAUUUGACUUGAGGACUAGAAUUAAGAGCGGAGAGGCCAUAAUUAACUAUGCCAACUACCAUGAUACCUCUCCAUACCGAUGGGGAGGAAAGACGGAUAUCGACCUAGCAGUUGAUGAGAAUGGCUUGUGGGUCAUUUAUGCCACUGAACAGAACAAUGGAAUGAUAGUCAUUAGUCAGCUGAAUCCAUACACUCUUCGAUUUGAAGCAACCUGGGAGACUGUAUAUGACAAACGUGCCGCAUCAAAUGCUUUUAUGAUAUGUGGAGUCCUUUAUGUGGUCAGGUCAGUUUAUCAAGACAAUGAAAGUGAAACAGGCAAGAAUGCAAUCGAUUACAUCUACAACACCCGAUUAAACCGAGGAGAAUAUGUAGAUGUUCCCUUUCCCAACCAGUACCAGUACAUUGCUGCGGUGGAUUACAAUCCAAGAGACAACCAACUCUACGUGUGGAACAAUAACUUUAUUUUACGAUACUCUCUGGAGUUUGGUCCACCUGAUCCUGCCCAAGUGCCUACCACAGCUGUGACAAUAACUUCUUCAGCUGAGCUGUUCAAAACCACAGUAUCAACCACAAGCACUACUUCACAGAAAGGCCCCAUGAGCACAACUGUAGCUGGAUCCCAGGAAGGAAGCAAGGGAACAAAACCACCUCCAGCAGUUUCUACAACCAAAAUUCCUCCUGUAACAAAUAUUUUUCCCCUGCCAGAGAGAUUCUGCGAAGCAUUAGACGCGAGGGGGAUAAAGUGGCCUCAGACACAAAGGGGAAUGAUGGUUGAGCGGCCGUGUCCCAAGGGAACAAGAGGAACUGCUUCAUAUCUCUGCAUGGUUUCCACUGGAACAUGGAACCCUAAGGGCCCCGAUCUUAGCAACUGUACCUCACACUGGGUAAAUCAGCUGGCUCAGAAGAUCAGAAGUGGAGAAAAUGCUGCUAGUCUUGCCAAUGAACUGGCUAAACAUACCAAAGGGCCAGUGUUUGCAGGGGAUGUGAGUUCUUCAGUGAGAUUGAUGGAGCAGUUGGUGGACAUCCUUGAUGCACAGCUGCAAGAACUGAAACCUAGUGAAAAGGAUUCAGCUGGACGGAGUUAUAACAAGCUCCAAAAACGAGAGAAGACAUGCAGGGCUUACCUUAAGGCAAUUGUUGACACAGUGGACAACCUUCUGAGACCUGAAGCUUUGGAAUCCUGGAAACACAUGAACUCCUCUGAACAAGCACACACUGCAACAAUGUUACUGGACACAUUGGAAGAAGGUGCUUUUGUCCUAGCUGACAAUCUCUUGGAACCAACCAGGGUCUCCAUGCCCACAGAAAACAUUGUUCUGGAGGUUGCAGUCCUCAGUACAGAAGGCCAGGUCCAGGACUUUAAGUUUCCUCUGGGCAUCAAGGGAGCAGGCAGCUCAAUCCAACUCUCUGCCAAUACUGUCAAACAAAACAGCAGGAAUGGGCUUGCAAAGUUGGUGUUCAUCAUUUACCGGAGUCUGGGACAGUUCCUUAGUACAGAGAAUGCAACCAUAAAACUGGGUGCGGACUUUAUUGGYCGUAAUAGCACCAUCGCAGUGAACUCUCACGUCAUUUCAGUUUCAAUCAAUAAGGAGUCCAGCCGUGUGUACCUGACUGAUCCUGUGCUUUUUACCCUACCACACAUUGAUCCUGACAAUUAUUUCAAUGCAAACUGCUCCUUCUGGAACUACUCAGAGAGAACUAUGAUGGGAUAUUGGUCUACCCAGGGCUGCAAGCUGGUUGACACUAAUAAAACUCGUACAACGUGUGCAUGUAGCCACCUAACCAAUUUUGCCAUUCUCAUGGCCCACAGGAAAAUUGCAUAUAAAGAUGGAGUUCAUGAAUUACUUCUCACAGUCAUCACCUGGGUGGGAAUUGUCGUUUCCCUUGUAUGCCUGGCUAUCUGCAUCUUCACCUUCUGUUUUUUCCGUGGUCUACAGAGUGACCGUAAUACUAUUCACAAGAACCUUUGUAUCAACCUUUUCAUUGCUGAGUUUAUUUUUCUAAUUGGMAUUGAUAAGACAAAAUAUACGAUUGCAUGCCCAAUAUUUGCAGGACUUCUACACUUUUUCUUUUUGGCAGCUUUUGCUUGGAUGUGCCUAGAAGGUGUGCAGCUCUAUUUAAUGUUAGUUGAAGUUUUCGAAAGUGAAUAUUCAAGGAAGAAAUAUUAUUAUGUUGCUGGUUACUUGUUUCCUGCCACAGUGGUUGGAGUUUCAGCCGCUAUUGACUAUAAGAGCUAUGGAACAGUAAAAGCUUGCUGGCUUCGUGUUGACAACUAUUUUAUUUGGAGUUUCAUUGGACCUGUCACCUUCAUUAUUCUGUUAAAUAUCAUCUUCCUGGUGAUCACAUUGUGCAAAAUGGUGAAGCAUUCAAACACUUUGAAACCAGAUUCUAGCAGGUUAGAAAACAUUAAUAAUUACCGUGUUUGUGAUGGCUACUAUAAUACGGACUUACCUGGGUCUUGGGUGCUUGGUGCUUUUGCUCUGCUGUGUCUUCUUGGCCUCACCUGGUCAUUUGGGUUGCUUUUUAUUAAUGAGGAGACUGUUGUGAUGGCGUAUCUCUUCACCAUCUCUAAUGCUUUCCAGGGAGUGUUCAUUUUCAUCUUUCACUGUGCUCUCCAGARGAAAGUACGAAAAGAAUAUGGCAAGUGCUUCAGACACUCAUAUUGCUGUGGUGGACUCCCAACUGAGAGCCCCCACAGUUCUGUGAAGGCAUCAACCACCAGAACCAGUGCUCGGUAUUCCUCUGGCACACAGAGUCGUAUAAGAAGGAUGUGGAAUGACACUGUGAGAAAACAAUCUGAAUCUUCUUUUAUCUCAGGUGACAUCAAUAGCACUUCAACACUUAAUCAAGGACAUUCACUGAACAAUGCCAGGGAUACAAGUGCCAUGGAUACUCUACCGCUAAAUGGUAAUUUCAACAACAGCUACUCACUGCGCAAGGGGGACUACAACGACAGUGUGCAAGUUGUGGACUGUGGACUAAGUCUGAAUGAUACCGCUUUUGAAAAAAUGAUCAUUUCAGAAUUAGUGCACAACAAUCUUCGGGGCAGCAGCAAGACUCACAACCUCGAGCUCACACUCCCGGUCAAGCCAGUGAUCGGAGGCAGCAGCAGCGAAGAUGAUGCUAUCGUGGCAGAUGCUUCAUCUUUAAUGCACGGCGACAACCCAGGGCUAGAGCUCCAUCACAAAGAACUCGAGGCCCCACUUAUUCCUCAGCGGACUCACUCCCUUCUCUACCAACCCCAGAAGAAAGCGAAACCCGAGGGAACUGACAGCUAUGUCUCGCAGCUGACCGCGGAGGCGGAGGAUCACCUGCAGUCCCCCAACAGAGACUCUCUGUACACAAGCAUGCCCAACCUUAGAGACUCACCCUAUCAGGAGAGCAGCCCCGACAUGGAAGAAGACCUCUCUCCCUCCAGGAGGAGUGAGAACGAGGACAUUUACUAUAAAAGCAUGCCAAAUCUCGGAGCUGGACGGCAGCUUCAGAUGUGCUACCAGAUCAGCAGGGGCAAUAGCGAUGGUUAUAUAAUCCCCAUUAACAAAGAAGGGUGUAUCCCGGAAGGGGAUGUUAGAGAAGGACAGAUGCAACUGGUAACAAGUCUUUAAUAGUACAGCUAAGGAAUUCCAAGGGCCACAUGCAAGUAUUAAUAAGUAAAAUAAAGACUCCUUUGGCCCUGUGCAGCUCUCCCUCCAAGUCUGCUUGAAGAGAUGACUCUGUUGACCUGUGGUUCUCCGGUGUAAAAAAAAAAAAAAAAAAAAAAA